UGUUCCGAGUCCCCUUUGUCCCCCUACUCCCCGCCCAGGCCUGGUCCGCCUGCCCAGCAGCUCUCCUCUCCCUCCCUCCUCUCAGCCUGGCUGGCAGGAGCCAGGGACUCCGCCUGUGGAGCUGGGUCUGCUGACCCACCAGCUUAGGAGCACCCUCAAACUCAGGGUCACCGCGGAGGCACCAGGCCACUAUGCUCAGCCUCAAGCUACCCCAACUCCUGCAAGUCCACCAAGUCCCCCGGGUGUUCUGGGAAGAUGGAAUCAUAUCUGGUUAUCGUCGCCCAACCAAUUCUGCCUUGGACUGUGUCCUCAGUUCCUUCCAGAUGACCAACGAGACAGUCAACAUCUGGACUCACUUCCUACCCACCUGGUACUUCCUGUGGCGCCUCCUGGCGCUGGCCGGAGGUCCAGGCUUCCGGGCCGAGCCGUAUCACUGGCCGCUGCUCAUCUUCCUGCUGCCCGCCUGCCUCUACCCCUUCGCGUCGUGCUGUGCGCACACGUUCAGUUCCAUGUCUCCCCGCGCGCGCCACAUUUGUUACUUUCUAGACUACGGCGCGCUCAGCCUGUAUAGUUUAGGUUGCGCCUUCCCGUAUGCCGCCUACUCCAUGCCGACCUCCUGGCUGCAGAGCCGCCUCCACCAGCUCUUUGUGCCCGCCGCAACACUCAAUUCCUUCCUGUGCACCAGCCUCUCCUGCUACUCACGGUUCCCGGAGCUAGAAAGCCCUGGGUUCAGUAAGGUCCUGCGAACAGCUGCCUUUGCCUACCCCUUUCUGUUCGACAACCUCCCGCUCUUCUAUAGGUUUGGGCUGUGCUGGGGCCGGGGCCAUGAUUGCGGGCAGGAGGCACUGAGCACCAGCCACGUCUACCACCUCUUCUGCGCACUGCUCACUGGCUUCCUCUUCACCUCCCACCUUCCCGAGCGUCUGGCACCAGGACGCUUUGACUACAUCGGCCACAGCCACCAGCUGUUCCACAUCUCUGCUGUGUUGGGCACCCACUUCCAGCUGGAAGCAGUGCUGGCUGAUAUGGGGUCACGGCGUGCCUGGCUGGCCAUGAAGGAACCUGCUCUAGGCCUGGUAGGCACGGUAGCCACACUAGGCCUGGCCGUGACUGGGAACCUACUCAUCAUAGCUGCCUUCACAGCCUCUCUGUUUUGGGCCCCUGGUUCAUGCCCCUUGUUGCAGGGUGGCCUGCCAGAAGCGGGUUCCAGGGCCAAACAACAGUAA
Molecule: messenger RNA, 1226 nt
Organism: Chrysochloris asiatica (Cape golden mole)
Lineage: Eukaryota; Metazoa; Chordata; Mammalia; Afrosoricida; Chrysochloridae
Gene: PAQR6
Product: progestin and adipoQ receptor family member VI
Exons: 8
Coding region: 192-1226 (344 amino acids)
Cellular component (GO): membrane
Molecular function (GO): signaling receptor activity
Source: RefSeq, a predicted model, not a curated record